GGUCAACGUUAUCAGUAAAAGUUCAGAAUGUUCUUCACGUCAUUAGAAUAAGGGGAAAAAAACUCGAACUGUCGAAUAAUAUAAUAAUCGUUUAGAAUGAAAUUUGUUCGCGAUGCUUUGAAAUAGUCGAUCGUACGCGUUACCGUUUCGUGUGAGUACGUUCGCGAAUGGUCGUACCCGUCGCAAACAGACGACUAUCGAACAAAACAUUAGGGUGAAAAACAAUGGCUAUGUUAACGUCUGGUGAGUAUACGUUGAUUAAAAAGAAGGCAGUGGACGGAGAGAAGUCGAUGUUAUUCGUGAAACUGACAGAUUCGGCGUUACGAGCGUUGGAUAAUUAUUUAAAGAACUGCGAUAAACUCGAUUCGCCAGCCAUCGAAUUCAACAACGACGAAGGACGCUUGUUGAUUCCAACAUGCCAGAAAGAUAACGCGAAAACGGAUAAAUUAGCUCAAUUUAAGUUUAAUGUCACUAGUAACGAAAUAAUGCAAGGUAGGCAAGGCCGUCUAGAAUGCAUCCAGCAUAAGAAAGGCAACAAACAAUUAGUCAAAUUAGGACAAUUAACGCAUAGACUGAGAGUACACGCCAACGAAGACGUCUACGAGACGACCAAGAAUCGUAUGGCGGCCAUAGAACAAGAACAAAGGAAAAACUGUACCGUUCUGCUGGACAGAAAUUCGCCUCAAAUGAAUCGUCGCAAUAGACUGGAUCGUUUAGCCAAACCUAACUCUUCGUCGCCAUCGCUCGCUAAACCGAAUUCGUCGUUGUCGUCGUUGUCGCAGUCGCAGACGCCGUCGCCUCAGACGACGCCAACCAACGACGAAGCUAAACCGAUAACUGUGCCAGAAACAAAUAUGGUUAGAAAUAAGAGUCGUCCGAUUACCAGUACGUUGCCUUCGAAGCUGAGCGCUUCGUGUAUGAUUAGAAAACCGCUCAAAGAUCGUAUUACUCAUUUAUUAGCUUUACGACCUUAUAAAAAGCUCGAAUUGAUAUCGGCGCUCGAAAAAGACGGUAUACGUAAAUGCGAUAAACCUUGUUUAUCGGAAACGCUCACGUCGGUGGCUACAUUACGCGAUAAUACCUACCAUUUAUCUAAACACGCCUGGAACGAUGUACAAGAAGACUGGUAUUUUUACACGGACGCUGAAAGACAGCAGAUUAAACGAGCUAAAUCACGUAUGCUGACGUCGCCGUGCAGCAGCGAUAGCGGUAUCUCCGUCAGUUCGAAUCAUUCGCCGAAUCCUAGCGUUACAGCCGGAGCAGCGCCUCCGCCUUCCAUCGAUAACUCGCCUUCGAACGCUUACAAAAGACCAGGAUAUUUCAACGGCGUCGACGGUUUCCAAACGAAACGUCAACGAAUAUCGCACUACAUCAAACCAGAACCUGGCUCGGUUUCUACGAAACCAGCUCCGAUCGAAGAAAAUGCUCAUACUCGCACCAAUAACGCUUGCUUCGACGAACUAAACUCGGCCAAGUCAGCUCCCGAUAGACCACACAACAAAGCAUACAGCUCGUUCAAAUAUUCGCCCGAUUCGCCGGAUACCAGCGCCGAGUCUGUGAAAUCCGGCCUGGAUAAACCAGCCUCGAAACUGGGUUCGUUUUAUUCGCCCGAAUCGCCGCUCGAUACCGAACAACCUAAACCAAUACCUUCGGUUGUGAUCACCAGUCCUCCUGCGGCAGCUUCGCUCGGUAACGGCGUUACUUCGUCGUUGGACCAUAAACCAUCGUUAUACUCUCCUGCCAAGUCCAAGGUAUCCGAUAUCAAGGGCCCGAAACCAAAGUACAUGAAGGAGUAUAUUACCAUUACCAGUAUGGAACAACGACGCCGAUACAAGUCCGACUUUAAUUCCAUAUUCAAAGAAUACCAACGCGUUCACGAGGAGAUCGACUCGAUUAGUAAUACGUUCGCUCAACUCGGCGAGUCGCUCAGGCAGCAUACAAAAGGCACCCCCAAAUACGCUAAAAUAGAACAAGAGAUCCUUAAAAAGUAUCACGAAAUCAAAAGCAGCAAGAAAUUUCAAGCUGCUAAGCUGCGUUUCGAAUACCUGCACGAGAAAUUAUCGCAUAUCAAAAAUCUCGUACACGAGUACGACGAGAAAUUUUUAAAAUAAUCGCCGCCAUUUUUGUUCGGGGGAUAUAAAAAAAAUUCGUUAUUACAGAAGAGACUCGACCUCUUUAAAAAGUAUUAAAAAUUACAUCACACCCUUAUUUUUUCAGCCACUUUAAAAAAGAUAUGACCGCAGUCAAUUCGGACACACGUUCGUAUACGUAAUUCGGACUUUCUAUUUUUCUCUCUCUCUCUUUCAUGUCCUGAACGUCGUUGUUGUUGUUAUUAGAUUAUGAUUACUACUUUAAGCAGCUCUACUAUCUAUACGUAAGACGAAUGUUGUUAUACACUUACACACUUCAUUUAACUCGCCAAAUUACUACAUACUAUCGAAUAUUAAACCGCAUUCUACUAUGCUAGGGGUCUAGGGAUACUGGUUAUUCGUAUAAAUGAAAAAAAAAAAUUAUCGAUAGAAAAAAAAUUGUACGAUAUUUAAAAAAAAAAAUUUUUAAUGUAUAGAAUUAAUGUGAAUUUUUUUUUCUUUCCUUUUUUUCUCAUUUUAUCAUGUAUUCCAGUUUUGUACUUAAUAAAGUAUUUCAAUCGUG
This is a messenger RNA of Planococcus citri (citrus mealybug), 2652 nucleotides long. RefSeq names its product RNA polymerase II elongation factor ELL-like. The record is from RefSeq and is a predicted model, not a curated record. The transcript has a single exon. Gene Ontology annotation, cellular component: transcription elongation factor complex. Gene Ontology annotation, biological process: snRNA transcription by RNA polymerase II; transcription elongation by RNA polymerase II; positive regulation of transcription elongation by RNA polymerase II. Bases 225 to 2111 code for a protein of 628 amino acids. NCBI's taxonomy places the organism in Eukaryota, Metazoa, Arthropoda, Insecta, Hemiptera, Pseudococcidae. Gene Ontology annotation, molecular function: cis-regulatory region sequence-specific DNA binding.